Messenger RNA from Pisolithus orientalis, 780 nucleotides. RefSeq lists its product as uncharacterized. The coding region runs from base 159 to 713 and encodes 184 amino acids. The transcript has 8 exons. The record is from RefSeq and is a predicted model, not a curated record. Lineage: Eukaryota; Fungi; Basidiomycota; Agaricomycetes; Boletales; Pisolithaceae.
AAGCGCCGCGUCUGUAUGGUGAUGAAAAGCAAAAAAUGGAACAUGAGUUGAAGUUCAUAUCGCAAACUUUGAGUGCUGGUCUACACGAGCACAUCAGCAUCACGUUUUCCAACGCAUACCUUGAGGAUGAGCAUUCGUAAGUACACCUGUUGCCCUGAAUGCCUUUUUCCCACAAUCUAUUAUAUCCCAGCGCUUCUCGCUCCGAACUAGUAGAUCGAACGAGCCACAUUAAUUACGACCGGCAACUCGACAUCCAUUCCAAGGUUCAAGAGAUAAAGGUGCUUAAGGCAAAACUCGAUGCGACAGAGGAUGAGGACGAACAACGAGCACUGGAAGAGGAUAUCACGGGAAGGAUCCUGUGGCUUUGUUGGUGUGGGAUCUGUGCAGAAGUGGACCAAUUGUUACCCAUGGUUGUAGGUUAUAUUCAGAGAGAAGGAAAUAUCGCGGCUUUAUAUGAAAUCUACCAAAUUAUGACGUCGCGAAAGUAUGCAGAACCAGACGACAAUCAAGCUCACUUUCAGAGGGUCAUGCUUGAUGCAGGAGCAGGCACAUCGAAACAUCAACUGUUGCUUGCUGCCCGUGCUGCAGAGCAAGCCAAGUGGUCAGAUACGAACAAGGACAUCCCCACUAUUGAUACCCGAGGUAGCGCCCCGAGUACAAGCUUUCACGCCUCCUCCCUAUCUAGCGAAUAUGGAUACAUAUUGUACGACUGAUGUGGUCGACACGCAGAUGGAAUCGUCCAAGGGGUGGUUGCAAGCGCCUCGCCUGUAGUACCGUCUA